Messenger RNA from Culicoides brevitarsis, 1806 nucleotides. RefSeq lists its product as uncharacterized. The record is from RefSeq and is a predicted model, not a curated record. Lineage: Eukaryota; Metazoa; Arthropoda; Insecta; Diptera; Ceratopogonidae. Bases 107 to 1759 code for a protein of 550 amino acids. The transcript has a single exon.
CGGUGUUAGAGCCGCAGCCCAUUAUCAUCGCGAGCCAAAACGGAAUCCGCAUCUCACGGAUGCCGAUCGGUACUGGGAGCGCUACGAGAAAUUCCGCGAACGCAAAAUGGCGAUGAUGCGCGCCCACAAACUAAAUGUCGAGCAACGCAUAAAGACUGAGCAGCAGCAACAAAUUUCCAACAAUAAUCCCGAAAAAAGUAAUUUUCUCUUCCAACCGAUCCACAAGCACGUGGUGAAGCACGAAGGACGUCGCACGUCACUCGAUCCCAACUGGUACACGGAAAACAUUUAUUCCAACCAGUCGAUUGACAAUUCGGACGACGACAAGAUCCGGAAACGCUUCAACGCCUAUUCGCUCGAUUUGAACGGAAACGACGACGAAAGUGACGAUUUGUUCAUAAUUAACCUCAAACCACGUGGAAGCCCCAGUAAAACGAUUCCAAGUCGAUACCCGAAAUCGAAUAGUUGCUGUUUCGGUCCCCGGGCAUCGGAUCGCCCGAAUAUUUCCAAGUCGCAUUCAUUUUCGACGGCGCGCGGGUAUGACUUCCCCCUGGAAAUGUCGGAAUUUUAUCGGCCGCCCGUCAAAAGAUCGAAUCUGAAAAACACAAAUCGUUAUUUCGAGGAAGAGGCGCACCGACGACGACUCGUGGAUGAAACGUGGCUUGCGGAUGGACCGUGUCCCGGUACAAGUCGCAAAGUGGAAAAUCGUUUUCGUAAUUACAAAGCGACGAAUGAGUGGGGUUUGGACCAUAACGAGCUGUUUAACGACGCGGACAUCUUUUCGUUUGACUCGGAUGUGGCUUCGGGCGGCGAUUUGGUGCACGAUAAUGGCUUAAAUCAGUUGUUCAAGGCUGAGCGAUCGAAAAUCAUGUUGCGCGAUAAGUUUGACAAGCUGAACAAAUACACGGACGACUUCAUGGAUGACUACAACAAGUCCUUUGACGAUAUUUUGCGAGUGACGGAAUACACGUCGCCCAAUAAAAAUAACAUCCGGUUGGAUAUCAAGCCCAGCAAAUACGAUGACUCGUCGUCGGAGGUGUCAACCGACACGGAUCUCGAGCUAGACGACUUUAAUUUCGAUUUCGAGAAAUACUGGAUGGAUUUGGAGAAAAAUGACGAUCUUGACAUCAAUCGUAAUACUUUAACGAAAAAAGAGGUGAAAAGUCUAAAAAAUGUCAAUGUUGAACGUUAUAACAAUGCCAUGGAUAACUUAAACGGAAAUCUCGAUGAAAUUGAUUCGUAUGACGAACUCACCCGAAAACUCGAACAAUCCGGCAUCGGCGAUGCGAGUUACGUGAACGACGAAGCAGAAACGCCUUUCGACAAGUAUCGCGACACCGUUGGUCGCAGUCACCGUUUCAGCUUGCUCAAUAACAUUUUUUCCAUUUACAAGCCCAACAAGUAUUCGCCGCUGAACUGCCAGCAAUCCAUGAUCGACAAAAAUAAUCGUCUAAAAUCGCUCAAACUCGCCAAGAAAAUUAAUCGCUCGAGCAGGUUGCGUCCGUUGGGCGAAUCUUCGGCGAAUCGCCCACCGGUUUUUAUCUCGUCAUGCAAUCGUCCGCUCAUGAUUACGAGUUCGCCACCUUUUCUGCCUUCGCCGCAUCCGACACGGGAUCAGGCACGCUUUCAAAUUAUCCCCGAAAAGACUGGUCUCAAAAUUUCGCCCCUCUACCGGCUCGACUACGAGCACGGCCUGAAUAACCGGAAGCACAAGUACAAUUACUUGAAGAGCACAACGCGACCGCUGACGUUUUGGUGAAAAUUAAUGCACACUUAUUACCUCAAACGCAGGUGACUAAGUGUGUG